Penicillium brevicompactum is the source of this 1263-nucleotide messenger RNA. It is a transcript of the gene ppmA, whose product is annotated as type 2C protein phosphatase PTC7. The record is from RefSeq and is a predicted model, not a curated record. The transcript has a single exon. The coding region runs from base 1 to 1263 and encodes 420 amino acids. Lineage: Eukaryota; Fungi; Ascomycota; Eurotiomycetes; Eurotiales; Aspergillaceae.
AUGCUUGCGCCAAGUCUUUCGUAUAGAGCCUGCAGCUCUGCCUGCAGUAGUCUCCCAGCCCACGGGCUCUCCACAUCCAAAUUCCUCCCCCAACACUUCCGCCUCAACCUUUCACGAACACGACCCUUCCACUCCACCCCCUCCCUCGACUCAAAGGUCUCAUAUCGCGUCGCCGUCUCCUCCACCGGCAAAGGCCGCCGCUUCCACCCCCUCAAAAAUGCCUACAACUUCGACCCCGCCGGUCCAGCCCUCGGCGUGACAAAAGAAACCAACUCCGUCAGUCGCCGCCGUACCCGUCCCGACAGCGGUGAAGACGCUUUCUUCGUUAGUCGAAUCGGUAAUCGCAUCUCAGACCACCAAGAAGGUAACGCCGAGGCCGUGGCCUUCGCAGUCGCCGAUGGCGUAGGCGGCUGGACCGAGUCUCGCGUUGACCCGGCGGACUUCUCUCACGGCCUGUGCGGAUACAUGGCGCACACGGCGCAAACGUGGCACGAACCUGCUGAGGCACUAAGACCGAAAUCACUUUUGCAAUUCGGGUACGAUGCGGUGGUCGAUGAUCCGACCAUUCGCGCAGGUGGCAGUACUGCAUCAGUAGGUGUUGCGUUGCCGGAUGGUCGGGUUGAAUUGGCGAAUCUGGGUGAUUCGGGUUCCGUGUUGCUGAGGAGAGCGGCGGUGCACUCUUACUCGGUCCCGCAGACGCAUGGGUUUAACACGCCUUUCCAACUGAGUGUUAUUCCACCGCGUAUGCGCGCACAAGCCAAUGUCUUUGGCGGUGCAUUUUUGGAGGAUUUCCCCAAGGAUGCUUCGGUUACCAAUGUGCAGAUGCAGCAUGGAGAUGUCUUGAUGCUGGCUACUGAUGGUGUUUUUGAUAACCUGAACAAUCAGGAUAUUCUGAAGCUCAUCACCAGUCGCAUGGUGAUGACGGGUGCUUGGACAGCGACGGAGUCCGGCGUUGGCGUUUCGGAUAAUCUGCGGGCUCUGGCUGCCCCGGGUGGGUUGGCGGAUGCGCUUCCCACGCCGCCGGGCUCACCGAUGAAGGAUUCGGAAGAUGCCCUUGCAGACGGUGUCACUUUGCAGUCUGUCCUGGCUGCGACCAUUGCUGGCGAGGCCAAGAAGGCCAGCGUGGACUAUCGUCGCGAUGGACCUUUUGCGAAGGAGGCCCAGCGGUAUUAUCCUGGGGACUAUUACCGGGGCGGAAAAGUCGAUGACAUCUGUGUUGUGAUUGUUGUCGCUGUUGAUGAUAGCGCCGCGGCCAAGAUCUGA